CAAUAUUCUAAUGAUCGUAAUCAAUAAUGAACAGGUCCAAGCAAGAUAAACAUUUUAAGAAUAAUAUUUAAUAACAUGUGAUAAUGAUUUUCAUUGACUGACUGAUAACGAGUCGAAAAUGUAACUGAAAACAAGCCUCAUUGCCUCAUUUUCUAUUGAUUAAUUGCGCGCGCAGCACGUCUGACGUUUCUAUCUGAUACUCGAUGAAAUUCACUUGACCAGACACCCUGGAGUUAUUUUACUUGCUUUCUAUUAAAAAAUAUUAUAUUUAUCUUCAUUUAAAUUUCUAUAUGGUUUUAAUUUUUUUUUGUUUACUCGAGAUUUAAUUUGUGAUGAAAUUGAUAAUUGAAUUUGACAAAUCAUCGUUGUAAUUUGUACUUCUGAGAGUGACAGCCGGUUGGGAGGUCGGAGGUGAUUUCAAUUUCCAGGAGGACUGCGUGGUGGUCGACCUGACAGGGUUAUAGUUAGUGAUGGAAACGCUGGAUAGAUUACUAACAAUUCUGCCCAUCUAUGAAAGGAAGAUGUGGACGGUUUGCAUGCCAGGAUGGGUUUCAGUGGUGGCUGCUGGAGCGCUGAUAUUGUACGGAACCAUAGAUGUAGCUUACUUCGCUAGAAUGAUGUAUACUGUUGCCAAAGCAAGGUACUUCAAGAAGAAAGUUUGCAUACUGGACACCACGAAAGUUAAUUGUUGGUGUCUGCUCAACGAUGUAGAUACACUGUUAUACCAUAUGAAUAAUGCUCGGUAUCUCCGCGAGCUGGACUUCGCUCGGGCGGACUUCUACGAGCGUACGGGACUGUUCCUUAACAUUAAGGCGGCAGGGGGUGCUUUAGCGCAGGCCGCCUCCACCAUCCGGUACAGGCGGUACCUGAAACCGUUCACUAGAUUCACAAUUACUUCUAAGGUAAUAUACUGGGAUGAGAAGACGUUAUUCAUGGAACACGAGUUUAUCGGUCCCGGUGGAUUCGUGCACGCGGUGGCGGUGUGCCGGCAGAGGAUCAUAGACACGUCAGCUUCGGCUAUAGUGGAGUUGCUGUUGCAGCUGCAUUGCUCAGGCACUUGCCAUCCGCCGAUAGAGAAGAUGCCUCCAGAGUUGGAACUCUGGGUGCAAAGCAAUGAACUGAGUUCAGCCAAACUUCGGGGCGCGUCUGCCCCUAAACUCGCUCCAGAACCAAAACCCCUCGACUGCGGGGAGACGUUACCAACACCGGCGAGUGAAUGAAGUAACCUAACCCACUGCCAGAAUGAUAAUGUGAGGUACCGAUUGAAUUAAGGGCUAAGUUGACCAAUAUUGCUUGUAUUAUAAAUAAAUUUAUAUUGGCUCUACUCACGUUUGUCUUCGGUGUUGCCAGACUAAUUUUGGAUUCGAUAGUUUUUUUUUAUUUGUUUAUUAUGCUAAAUUAUAAUAGAAUCAUUCUAAGGUCCAAUUAAUGCAUUAACUCUAUGCGGUUUUCAUUAGGCGCUGCACGAUCACAUUCAUUUACUUACAGAUACAGUAAAUUUAAUAUAAUUUUAUGUAAUUUAAUAUAAUAUUAGUAAAUACAUGAGUAUAGGCGAUAUAAAUAGGCAUAAUUUAUUAUCAAUUACAAUAGUUAUUGUUUAAAGAUACAUACUUUUAUUAUUUCUUUUUAUUUCAUUAUUUAUUUAUUUAAUUCAGGUAAAUAGACAUUUUUUUACAUGUACAGGUAUGAUAUUGAAUAAAUUUAAAUAAAAUGUAAACUUUAAUCUAUAUUAUAAACUAUAUCUUUUUCACAUUUAAAGUAUGUAGUUUUAAAAUGAAAGUAUGGCAACACACAAAUUCAAUAUAUCUAUAAAUAAAAUUUGAAAACGUAGAUUUCAUUCAAUACAUAGAUAAAGUGUGGAAAUGAAUGAAAUGCAAUUUUGCAGAGUAUUUUACACAUUAAAUGAAAUUAAAUGUAUAUAUUAUUAUAUUAAUUAAUUUCAUCGUUCUUUGAAGAAUUUUCGAAUGAAGUCAAAAUAUUUGUCAGUAAGAACAAACAUAGUAAGUUCAUUAAAUUCUCGUUUUUACUUUAAUAUAAAUUAUAUAAGUCAUGUAUAAAAAUAACAGUUUUAAAAACUAUUUCAAGAAGUUUAAUAUAUAAAGCGUUACAUUACAAAAAAAAUUUAAAGUUAGUUAUGCAGAAAGCAGCCGUUUUUUGUAGACAACCCAGGUAAUGUUUAUUCCAUUUUUUUCAAUAAAAACACACAAAAAGUCGCAAAAUUCUCACUUCGCUAAAUAUCAUUUAUAGUAUUUAAAACUAUUCUUUUAUAUUUAUAUAAUUUAUUAAUUAUGUAUUAGCCCUUAAAGUGUGAGAUAUAUAAUGAUAAAUUGUGUCCGUUCUUGUAGUGAAGUGGUGAAAUUUUUCGAGUUCUAGUCUAGUGUAAAUGGACUUAUCAUAACAUAUGGUACUUUAUUAUUGUUCACGAUAAAGUUGAUAAUACUUAAAAUUAUUAUGUAUGCGUAAAAUUAUUAUAAACUAUAUUAAUGUGGAAAGAUAUUUACUGAGUUUAUAAACCAAGUGAUCGAAUUAUUGUGAGAGAUUUUAUGUGCAUUUAGUGCGCUGUAAGGGCACAAGAUGGAGUGACAAUUUGAAAGUAAUUACAAAAUAUUAUUCUAGAAAUAUAUUGUUAUUUAUAUUGUAUUACAGUAAAAUCCUUACUAAUAUUAUAGUUGUGAAUUUACUAAAUUAAUUGUGUUUGUUUUAAAAAAAUUGUUUGUUAUCAUUUGGUGCCUGAUUGACUCAACCAAUCAUAAUAAAAUUUAAUAUAUAAGUACUAUUUGGGAUGAAGAAGGAUAUAGGCUAUUAUUUAUUGCAGUCGCGCGUACGAAGUCGUGGACAAAAGCUAGUUAAUAUAUCAACAAAGAAGAAAUUAUAAGUACAGUAUAAUGUGAAUUAUUCUGUAAUUGGCUUUGAUUUAACAAACAAAGCUUUAGUAAUUUUAUGUAAAUAUCAUUAUUUUACUGAUUUUAUAGUUGUAUCUACUAGGAGUGAGUAAUAUUUAUAUAUUAUUUAUUGUUAUGAAUAUAUAUAUAUAUAUAUAUAUAUAUAUAUAUAUAUAUAUAUAUAUAUAUAUAUAUAUAUAUAUAUAUAUAUAUAUAUUGAUUACAAUAUCUAUAUAUUGGCCCAACAAUGAAUAUAUUAAGUAUCUGUUAUCAAAUAUAUAAUAUUGAAAUAUAAUGAAUAUGAAUAUCCGAUCAAUUUGUGCGGUAUUGAAAUUUUUUUAAUUAAGCGACUUUUUCCUCCAUUAAUGUCGAGAGGAACUCAAUGUAUAGAUAUUGGUUGGGUACAGAUAUUACCCAUGUCUAGUUACCUACUUAAUUAUAUAUAUUUAGUUUUUUCUAAUAGUUGAUAUAUUUUCUUGUAAUGCUAUUCUGUAAAGUAAAACUCGAAUACCACUAGUAGACAUGCGAAUAAUUUGCACGUGGUUUAAUGUCGAAAAAGAUCGAAUUUAUUUAUAUAUAAAUUGAUACUUCGACUUAUUCAACCAUCUAACUCACUUUAGUUUUCUGUAUUCAAUUAAUUUGUUAUUGGCGAAGUUUACAGAAUAUGAAAAUUAGAUGGAGUGAAAGUGAAAAUGAAGUGAGAUGUAAUUUACAGAACAGUAUUCACGAAAAUAUUGGUACCUUCCUAUUAUUUAAUAUUGGGUGUAUAUUGAAUGAAAAUUAAUGGAUUUGUAUGUGAUAAUUUAAUUUUGUUAAUAUGUAAUUGUAAUUAUAAACAUUUUUAAUCAAUGUGUGACAAAAUCCUUUUUUGUGAUAUACUUGUUGGGGUCAUGAUAUCAAAACUCGAUGUUGUUUUAUCAUUGAAAAUAUAAAAUAUUUUUAUUGUCAUUAGAGAAAAAAUUAAUUUAUAAUUAUCUGUGAAAUACUUUCGUAGUUUUACUAAUGUUAGUGAGAAAAUGAAAAUUCAUUCAUACCAUGCAACUUGGACCAUUCAAUAUCGGAGAUCAUAAUUAUGUUUUCUCAACUUUAGUUAAAAUUCACUAAUUUUUGUUAAUUUUUUCAAAUAAUCUUAAAUUAUUAGCUAGUAUAAGCUAGCGUGUAGGCAUGUUUAUAAUAUACAUGUAUUUCUUGUUGUUUUUAAAUUUUCGAUUUAUGAAAUUUCUGUCUUAAUUCAUUAUGUGGUAAUCUUAGAUUAUAUACUUGUAGAUAGAGCAUCAAGUACUACUACUUAUAAACAGUUUUAAGUAGGUAGGUAAAUGAUACACCUUAUUAAAUAGAUAGAGCGUCGAGUCUCAAAAAACGGGUAAACUUUUUGUCAGCUAAUUGUCAUAUUAGCUGAUUCGUUUUUUAUCAGUGUUCUAUAUACUUACGCACAUAAUGUAUCUUGAUGUAUCUAUAUUUAAUUAUUAAUUAAAUGAGUUUUUAGGCGUAAAAAAGAUGCAAAAAUUAUAAAACGUAAAUAUAGAAGUUAUAAAAAAAUCACUCAUAACUAUUUAUAUGAAAAAGUUGACCUGCUUUUCUCGAAGUAUUUGUAUGGAGACAUUCUAUCUAUAUAAUCUAAGGUGAUAUGGUUAUGUUCAUAGUUGUACGUAUGGCUAAUGUUUUCGAUAUCUGUCAUACAUGUAACUGUACAUGAAUGUAAUACUUUGAUAGAAAACAAAGGUUAAUAAUGAUGACUCCGGAGUUGAAUGUUUUGAGUCAUACUAUAUGUAUUUCUAUAUAUAUAAACAAAUUAACAAUUGUAGACUAUAUGAUAGUCUUUAAAAAAAUUUAAUGUAAAAUUUUUAUUUAUACUCACAAGGUAUACCUAUCUAGACUUAGUUUGACAUUUUGAUUACAAAUACAAAAUUGUCAAAAUAUAAAAAACUUUUAUACACUAAGUGUAAUUAAAGGUUACAAUAUAA
Galleria mellonella (greater wax moth) is the source of this 4846-nucleotide messenger RNA. RefSeq names its product protein THEM6-like. Lineage: Eukaryota; Metazoa; Arthropoda; Insecta; Lepidoptera; Pyralidae. Bases 471 to 1220 code for a protein of 249 amino acids. The record is from RefSeq and is a predicted model, not a curated record. The transcript has 6 exons.